UGAGUUUACUCCGGCCGUCAGAAGUCAGAAGGGGGAACAUCCCGCCCUGCUCUCUGCACAGGCGUGUUCUCGGGCAGCCAUGUGUUGCUCAACUUCCUGGAGGAUGGAGGCGUGACGUCGCUGCAGCCCGCAGACAGGCCCGGACGGCGGCGAGAGGAGGCAGGAGGACGGACGCUGCCGCAGAGCCCACCGCCACCGCCGAGACGCACGCAGGCAUCCAGCGGGGCAACGAGCACCGGCGGUCGGCCAUAAUGCGGCAUCAUCGCCCGCUGACCCCGGAGCUGAUGUGACUGUUUCACCCCCUCCUUCACCCCCGGAGCAGGGAGGGAGCCAGCAGCGCCUCUUCCCCGCCGGUGUCGCCCCGUCCUCGGUGCCGUCUGGAGAGCGCAGGCCGGUGGAGGGAGGGUGGAGGCUGGCAGGGCGGGUGGACAUGUCCUCGCUAACCGUGGAGGAGGACCAGAGAUGGGUACCGACGCACGUCCAGGUGACGGUGCUGAGAGGAAGGGGCUUACGGGGCAAGGGCAAGCACGGCACCAGCGACGUGUACACCAUCAUCCAGCUGGGGAAGGAGAAAUACUCGACCUGCGUGGCGGAGAAGACCACCGAGCCCGAGUGGAGGGAGGAGUGCUCCUUCGAGCUGCAGCCCGGCGUGCUGGAGAGGACGGCCGGCAGGAGCGCGUACCCGGCCGCCUGCAACGAGCUCGUCCUCACCGUGAUGCACCGGGCGCAUGGGCUGGACGUGUUCCUCGGACAGGCGGUGAUCCAGCUGGACAAAGUGUUUCACGAGAGCAGAUGCUUGAAAAACGAGUGGUACAGACUCAACUCUAAGACGGGGAAGAAGGAGAAGGAACGAGGAGACAUCCAGGUCAGCGUCCAGUUCACCAGAAACAACCUGACGGCCAGCAUGUACGACCUGGUCAUGAAGGACAAGGGAGCCUCCACCUUCAGCAAGCUAAAGGAGCGCAUGAGGGGCAAGAGGAGGUCCAGCGAUGAGGACUCCUCGUCGGCCAUCCUGCCCGGAGGGUACGGGUCUCUGUACCGGAUGCGCCAAAGACUGCCGAGCGACGGAGGCGGCGAGGAGGAUUACGAGGACGACGAGGGCGGAGAGGCCCGGCGCAGCAAGAUGAGGACCUUCUUCCUGAGGGGGAAGUUGAGGAAAUCGUCCGACACUCGCUCCAGCACGUCUUUAGGCUCGGAGAGCAGCGAGUCUUCGUCCAGAGGAGGAAGCCUCAGUCCCACAGCUGGUAUCAGUGUGGUGGUCUCUGACCUGUCCAACUCCCCCAGUAACAGCAGCAACCUGACUGCAGAUAACAGCCCAGAGCACACAGCCAACACGUCGCCCAAGUCGUCGUCUCUCAAAUGUGAGUUCGGUGAUGAGGCCGGUGAGAUCACCAUCGCAGUGCCUCUGCCCACUGUUUGCGUUAACGGAAGCCAUGCUUACGACGUCCAGCCACUGGACCCGGGCUCAGGAAAACCCUCGAGUUCUUUAGGCUUGGGACUGUUGCAGAAGUCUUUGCCUCUGUCCAUGUCUCUGCAGAACCUCAACCCCCGGACCUCCUCGGACCUCCACGGAGGCCCGGCAGGAGACGGCCGCCGCUGGUCCUUCGACAAACCCGGCGAGGAGGAGAAAGCUGCCAUAGCGGCGGCGCUGGAGAAAAGCGGGCCGAUGGUGGUGGAAGAAGACGGCGGGGAAGCGGCUCCGACCGAAGCCGCCUCGUCCUCGUCUGCUUCGUCGGAGCCGGAGGUUCAGGGGAAAAAGCAGAGGAGGAACUUGUUCUCCCACGGCAGGAACGACUCCGCCGGGAAAGCUCAGCCCAAGGAUGAGUCUGAACAGGCCUCCUCAGCCACCGAGGAGAAACACAAGGGAUGGUUCGGAUCAAAAGACUCGCACGGCAAACUCAGCCCGGUGGUGUCACCUUCACUAGAGCCCAGCACUGACCCCCACCCACCUCCACCUCCACCCAGUCACCUCCCCUCGGGUUCCUCCUCUCUGCACCACACUAACCCCUUCUGCCCCUCACAGACCUCUCCGCCUCCCAUCUCCCCCUGCAACCCUUUCUUCUCUCUCCUGCAGCACAACCCUUUCUUUGAAGACACGCUAACCACUCAGCAGCUAAACCCUCCGCUGCCUCCUCUGCCCUUUCUUUCCAGUUCCCGGCCCCCCAUAGCUCGGCUCUUUCCCGCAGAGGACUCUAUCGCUGACUCAAACAGCCAAGCCAUGGCCAAAGUUUGGGAGCGACCCCUUCCUCCAGCUCCCAUGGAGGCCAAGAAACCUCUAGUCAAGAAGUCUUCCAACCCUUUUAUGUCUGUGGAAGUGAAUUCAGAGUGGGACGAGUCCUUUGAAGCGUUUGCAGCUGGCAGGCUGCAGUCUCCCGAGGAUCUCACCACAGACUGCAAAACAGAGCAGAACACAGCCAGUGACCAUCGGCUGGAACGCUGCAAUAAUAAAGGAGCAUUUCUACCCAGAACGGAUCAAAACGCCAAUGUGAAUGGGGCGCUACAUCACCAGGACUGGAUGAGGGAUUUCUUCGAAGCGCAUAAAACCACCAGCCAGAUGAAGAACGCACAUCACUUCGACGCUUUCCCACAAUUCCUCGAAACAAUCCCAGAGCACAGAAGCUUUGAGACGACUUCAGAUACUUCCACGAACUCUUUAGCUUGCACUGAAACUAAACAAGACUCUACUAAUGAUUGCACUAACACGCAUCAAACUCAGCCGUCCGUACAACCAAACAGCACCUCUCCGGAUCCCAGCUCCUCGGGUCUCGGCAGCUCGGCGGAAGAAGAUUUCCUCUCCUGUGUUUCGUCUCAUUCUGACAAAUUCUCUGCAUCCUCUUCCUCUGAGGAAGCUGAAAGCAACAUCCUGGGCUUUGAGAAAUCCUGUGAGUCAGCCGCGAGGAGAAAUGAAAGGCCCUGGGAGUGUGAGGACGACACUGCUGACAGGUCGAAUGAUCUGACUUUAGUUGAUGACGCUCAGAAAACUGCCGAUCUGAGCGGUUCGGAGGGAGCUUUGGCACCACGAUCCACAGAGAUUUCACAUCCACCGCCUGAUGAGACGAGAACUGAAGCUGCAGAUACUCAGACACUAAACAUUUCAAGCGUUUUGCACCCCGAUCUCUCGCCAGAACUCCCAGAAACUCAACCAAAUUCCGAUGAAAGCAGAGAAAAAAGCCUGAACGAUCAAUUUCCUUCUACACCACCACCAUCAUUACACAUCACAGCCUCCUCCCCUGGUGUCAAGCAGCAGCUGGAUUCACCACUUUCCAACAAUUUCCUCAACAUCAGUCUAAUCCUGAACACUUCUGGCCUAGACGGCACUCUGAUUUCCGACCAGAGCUCCAGCAGCUUCCUCCAAAGCCUGUACGUCAGCGCCGACUCUCAAGGUUACCAAACCUGCCAGUCUCGACCGGCCUCCGCAGAACCCAACGAGACGCUUCACACCACGAACUCGACGCUCUGUGGCGAGUUGAGCGUGAUCAGAGCAGCUAGCGGUGUCGCUUCGGGCCUUUUAGAUUCCACAGAUGCGGCAUGUAGUGGAGAAAACAACCAAAGUGAGACCCAUGUGGGUGAAGGAGGUGCAACAAACCAACAUGGGGUCUUAUCUGAAGCGAAAUCCCCUCAGGAGCUAAACGCUACGCGACAUCGGUCCCACUCUGAAGGCUCGCUCGCACCUGCUUUCAGUGAACUCCUAACAUCUUUUGGUAGCGAUCCAGGUGCAAUACAAGAGCCGUCCUCCUCCGACUUCCCCUCUCUGACCUCCUCUGCUCCUUCUUUAACUCCUCAAAGCUCCCCUGUAGCGCUUUCUGUCCUCCCUCCCUUUGCUUCAGCGAGGUCGCCGCCGCUUCCUCAAGCCGCCGAGCCAAUGCCGCAGGAGGCCGAGCAGCAGGCAGCCAAUCAGCAGCACAGCCCCCACCUAGUGAAGCCCCUGACCACUGCCAUGCCGGCUGAGGAGAAGCGGUCAGUGCUGGCCACCGGCCUGGAGAAGCUCAAAUCCACCAUCAAUCCUGGGAGGAGCAGCCAGAUCAGCGAGCAUGAGACAGAGAGGAAGAAGUCCCUGACAGAAGGAGCGGGUUCGUACUACCACCUGACCCACAGCGAGCUGGUGGCCUUGCUGGUGCAGCGCGAGGCCGAGCUGGAGAGGCAGAAGGCCGAGUUUGAGCGUCAGAAACUGUUGCUGGCCAAGCGUGAGGUGGAGCUGAAGAGGCUGAAGCCGCAGGUCAAAGAUCUGGAGGACUACAUUGACACGCUGCUGGUGCGCAUCAUGGAGCAGAAGCCCACCCUCCUGCAAGUCCGCUCCAAGUUCAAGUGACGACGUCGGGGGGUUCCAAGGGUUUGCAGUUCAGUCCGCAUCUGUUCACUCUUAACCUCCACAACAGCUCUUUAGUCUUUUCACUGCUAUGCUGUCCUUUUUGAUACAAAUAUUUAGGCACUGAGAGAUGUCGAGGCGACGUUUUUUCUGGCCGGCAUGCUUUACUGUACUGAAACACGUCGAGAAAAAAAAAAAAAAAAAAAGGUUCGGUCAAAGUGGGUUUUGAAUGUAGCGCGUCCUCAGGUUGUUUUCAGGUUCACAAAGCCAGGUGGCGUCUUCACGGCCCGGAUGCUUCCAUUUUUUGGGAUCCUGGUUGUAGAAACAUUGGUUCCUCCUUUUCACCUCACCUGUCACUUCUUCCACCGUCUCACAAAAGAGAGGAAACUGUAGAGCUUCAAUCCAGAAUGCCGUAUGUCCAACAACACUUCUGCAAAAGUGUUGAGGAAAGCUGAUAGUCUGAGGAGCCACUCUGGUGAUUAUGCAUGUUUAAGUCCAUGAGCUAAAACUGUCAGAUCAAUUUUGGGUCAUUUUCACAGCAUACAGACAGGUUUUAGAUUGAUUUCACUCUUUCAAGGCGACCAUAGGUUCUGCUCAAGACAAAAAUCUUCCACAGUGACCGUUUUGUUGCCUUUUUUAUGUCACUUUAUUACUUUAAGAUUAAUAGAUUAAUCAUAGACUGGAAACCUGUCCUGGAUGUACUGCGCUUUUCACCUAAUGUCAGCUGGGAUGUUCUCCAGCUGCCCACAACCCUCUACAGAAUGAGGCUGCUGAUGGACAGAGAUGAAUCGCAAGUCUAUAAAAUGUCAGAAAGUAGUGAUAAAAGUCGCAGUUUUCUUUAGUGACAUCCUCAAGCUUCCCAUUUGUCUAAUUACCAGUUCAAACCCCAAAGGAUAUAGAAUCUUACAUACAUGACAAAGAAAGGAAAGCAGCAAAUCCUUAUAUUUGAGAAGCUGCAAAUGUCAAAUGUUUGGCAUUUGUGCUUGAAAACAACAGAUUUUCAAUCCUUUUAAUUUCCUGCCAGUUGCCUAAUUGAUAAGCUGACCAAUUUUUGGCUGUACUAUGUUGCCUUUGGCAUUUAAAGCACAGAAGAUCCUUGAAAAUAGGCUUGCAUAAUUGGAUCUAUUACAAAAAUGGUUUGUAUUUCUCUAAACCAGUAAAAGUUGUCUUGGGUGGUGCCCCUGGAAAACAGUCAUAUAGAGGAACUCUUUUGGUGAAACAUUUGAAUUCAGUGGUGUGAUUAAUGCGAUUAAAAUUGUUAAUUUGUUGGGGAAAAAAACAAGCAAAUUAUGUGAUGAUCCAAAUCUUCAAAGUUACCAUUUUCAAUCUGUUGGUCGCUGCUUGGAGGUUUCAAAAAUACUCACUAAUUUACAAUCAUUUUAUGUGAUCCUAAGCCCAGGAUGCAGUGAUGGUGCCCCUCCCUGCACAAUAAGGACUGAGGGAAUUGUUUUGGUUGAACAUUGGCAUGCAGGGAGACAAGUACUCUCAUUAAAAUAGCUAAUUCGCUGAAAAAGCCAAGCUGUCUUGCAUUACUUGAUGAUCCAAAUCUUCUAUAAAGCUUGUCAUUUUAAGCAUGCAGGCUGGUACAUGGGUUUUAAAAACGCUGAUCAAUCCCAGAUGUCUUGGGUGAAGCUAAGCCCAGGAUGCGGUGAUGGUACCUCUGCAAAAUGACGGCUAAAACUGCUAAGUUGCUGAAAAACCCAAGCGCUCGUGCAUUAUUUGAUGAUCCAAAUCAUUUUUGCUGCUCAGAGGUUUUUGAGAGGGAUUUUGAAAACUGUGGCAUGCUAACAACAGAAUACGAGCAGAAAAAUGUGUAAAUGGGCAACAGAAAGUGUAAAUCUGGUGAGUCAGACUGCCCUCAAAAUGAAGUCCGCUGUAUUACACAAUAGUAACACAUCACUGCUAUCAUAACAAGGGCAACAAAACGUGUCCUGCAAAAGAUUUAAAGGCUUGACUGAGGUGAUCCACAAACUAGAAUUUAAAGUAAAAUCUUUGAACGUGUUUCGGAAAAUUCAUAUCAAGCAAAUACAAAUGUGCUAAUUCACUGGUGUGCUUCUGUAACUUUUUCCACAUGAUAUACACGUUGCAUUUUGGAUUGACGCCCUACAGAUGUUCCCUGAUGAUAAAAACCGAGUGCUCUGACUAGUUUUCGAACCUACAAAACCAAAAUGAGCUGUGUGAGAGUCCAGCUUGGUCACAUGCACAACACUGGGAACCGAUCGUAGCUUCCGAAUGUUCAAAAGUGUUCUUAGCCAGCAAGUGAAUGGUUUUUACUUUUUCGAACGCACGAUGAGUGCUGUUUAACCUUUCGCUCGUUCCUUCCUUCUUUCCUUUCUUUCCGUUCGACGGGGCAUGUCUUGAAACUUACCCAUGAUGCUCAGCCACAUAAGCUAACUCGGUUGUCGUCGGGGUCACGGUGUUAUCAGGUGAAGACAGUAUCACUCAGUAUCCAGUCAGUAUCAAGAUCAGCCAUCGCAGCUCCUCUGAUCUCAUGCUUCUUGCCUUCCCACAUGUGCGUUAUCGUUGAGAAGAUGCCUGCGACAUGCUGGUACUCGACUUCCCUCCUUUCGGUGUCACAUCUCGCUUCUACACGAGCACGCAUAUCGCUUCUACUUCUACCGCUUUCAGGUGUUACAAAGGGAUAUAUACCGCGUUUUACAGCAUAUAUGCCGUGUUGAAAUGCCAAACGCUGCCUUAUUUUUGUUCCGUUCAUCGAGAAUCUCGCACUUCAUUUUACUUGUUGGGGCAGGUUUUGAAAAAAAAAAAAAAGAAGAAAAGCCAUCUGUUCACCGAAGGUUUUUCCCUUUUUUUGUUUUUUUUUAUCUUCUAAAGCUUUGUUAUGAUAUUGUUUAAGUCACUGCACAAAAAUUAAUUGUAUGCAUACCAAUAGAAACUGAGUAGUUACAGUGAUUUCCUGUGAAAUGCCAAAAAAAUAAAAAACUUACAAAAAAAUGCAAUAAAAAUUUUAAAAAAAACACAAAGCCUUGAAACUUAAUCUAUGGAGCAGAUCGAUACACCAUAAAGUAUUCUGAUAUGAUGCCACUUUUAACAGCAUUUGUGGAUGUUCUUGCACUACUUACUCGUCAGAAGAAAACUCUUACUGUACCCGUCUGUCUGAUCUCGGUAUAGUUAGAUGUACUUUACACCGUACUGCACUUUCUAAUCGCUCUGUGAUUCAAGCACUCGGCCUACUUUUGACACCACAACGAUGAUUAGCCAGUGAGCUCAACGCAUACAAAACGCAUCUAAAAAGCAUCUCGUCAUCUCAGUUCUGCUGUGCGAUCGCAAUAUCAAGUGCGUAGAUGACUGUAGAGACAUUUUUAAAUGUGAUUCGGCACUUCCCGGAGUGCAAGAAAUAAACAUCCUCGUUCAUGUCUUCCAUUUUACAAGGUUUCUUAUUUAAGUUUCAACUGAUUGUAUUUUGUCCUCGACUGUGUAGCUGGUGGAAUGUGCUUAAGGUAGUAUGUGAGAUUGGAAAGUUUACAAUCCGUGAUGCAAUUCUGUUUCACAAAUUUUGUAUAUUUAAUAAAGAAUAUUUUGUGUUUCUUGCUCACCGUA
Messenger RNA from Acanthochromis polyacanthus (spiny chromis), 7864 nucleotides. It is a transcript of the gene rab11fip5a, whose product is annotated as RAB11 family interacting protein 5a (class I). Gene Ontology annotation, cellular component: early endosome; secretory granule; recycling endosome. Gene Ontology annotation, biological process: regulated exocytosis. Gene Ontology annotation, molecular function: small GTPase binding. Lineage: Eukaryota; Metazoa; Chordata; Actinopteri; Pomacentridae. The record is from RefSeq and is a predicted model, not a curated record.